This is a messenger RNA of Nannochloropsis gaditana CCMP526, 2003 nucleotides long. RefSeq lists its product as uncharacterized. The record is from RefSeq and is a predicted model, not a curated record. The annotation marks the transcript as partial. The transcript has 5 exons.
AGGGGGACAAUGUCAGAAAGUCAUGCUGGGCUGGACGGCAGGCCCGGCGCGUGUUACGGACACCGCGCGCCGUCCUUCGUCCCCACUGGUUUCCUGGAGAGUCUGGCAGAAACGCAGAGCACAAGCCGCUUCAAUCUUUUGCUUUUGGAGCACGGGGAGGUGUACUUUGGAGACUACGCGGUCGUUCGCUUCCGACCCAAAGGUCGCUCUACGAUCAAAGUGCCCGGCCGUCUCAAGGUCUCAUCGCGGAGUCUUGUCUUCGACCCUGUCAACGAUGUCUCCCAGCCCCUCCUCCGAUUCCCUUUCAAGCACAUGACCCGGGUCCCACGCCAUGCGCCUCAUGGUAUGGAAGCAGCGGAAUGGUCCACGCUCACUUUUUCCUCCCCCUCCUCCUCCUUCUCCUCCUCCUCCUCUUCCCCCCCUCCCUCCUCCUCUCUGGACGGUCUCUUCGUCUUCUCCUGCGCCUGCGUCACCGAGAUGAAGGCGAACGACCUGGUGGGGCCCUACCUGCAAAGGCAGAGCGGAGACCCUGACGCGGAAGGCCCGGACUUCAUCUUCCGGCUCCAGCACACCCCUCUGGCGGACUUCUUGGCCCUGGUCGGACGCCUGUGCGAGGUGGCGGCGCGGUUGGUGAAAGGGGAUGGGCCGGGCCUAGGCGCGGAGGAAGCGCUGUUGCGGCCCAUUUUGGAGGAGCGGGAGCGGGCCUCGGGGAUCUUUGAUCCUGUCCAGCUCGUUGAUUUCAGAGAAAAGUUUAUCCUCUCGGCCGCGGUGCCCGUGGACCGAAUCUCCCCUCUGAUCAAGAAUCCCGGCGUCGUCAUGCUCACUGACCGCCGCUUCUAUUUCCAGCCCGCCGAGCUGAACAAUGUGGGCAUCUCCACCACCUCGUUGGCCCUGGCCUCCAUCGUCCAGGUCUUCAAACGACGGUACAUGCUCAGGCAAACCGGUCUGGAGAUAUUUUUUGCUGCGGCGGGAGAGGGAGGGACGGAGGGCGGGAUGGAGGACGGGAAGGGGGGCGUUGGAUGGGCGAGUGGGUCUGGUAGGGGAAGCGGGAGGAGGCAGGGCGGGGGGCUCGACAGCAGAGACGGCGAAGGACUCGGCACGACCGCGACCAGGAGCAAAGGAGGCCAGGGGGGCGAGGUCACAGAGGCCCCGCCCCGGGAACGUGACCGGGUGCAUGCCUUGCUGCUCGCCCAGCCGGCGCUCACGGACGGCGUGCUGCAGCCUGUGCGCGUCGCGGAGGUGACUCGUCGGUGGCAGGAGCGACGCAUCUCCAACCUGGACUACCUCCUCUAUCUGAACACGCUGGCGGACCGGUCGUUCAAGGACCUGACCCAAUACCCCGUCUUCCCCUGGGUGCUGGCUGACUACACGAGCAAGAAGCUGGACUGGGAGAGCCCGAGCACCUACCGCGAUCUGAGCAAGCCGAUGGGGGCUUUGCACCAGGAGCGACUGGCUUAUCUGCGGGAGCGGUACCACUCCAUGCCGGAGGAAAACGCGGAGAUGGGCAUCCCGCCCCCUUUUUUGUACGGCACCCACUACUCCACGCCGGGCUACGUCCUCUUCUACCUGGUGCGGGCGGCCCCUGAGCACAUGCUCUGCCUCCAAGACGGGAAGUUCGACAGCGCGGACCGGAUGUUCAGCUGCGUGGCGGACACGUGGCAGUCCUGCCUGACCAACCCCGCCGACUUGAAGGAGCUUAUCCCCGAGUUCUACUUCUCCCAGGGCGACUUCCUCGUCAACGUGGAGGGUCUGCCCUUGGGGACCACGCAGGGAGGGGUCAGGUUGGGCGACGUGGCUCUCCCGCCCUGGGCCCGGAACGAAAGAGACUUCGUGCGUAAGAUGCGUCGAGCCCUCAACGACAGCACCUAUGUUUCCCAGCACUUGCAUGAGUGGAUCGAUCUCAUCUUCGGCGUCAAGCAGAAGGGCGAGGCGGCCGUCUCCGCCGACAAUUUAUUCUACUACCUGACGUACGAAGGGGCCGUCGACUUGGAGCAGGUGACUGA